Molecule: messenger RNA, 621 nt
Organism: Drosophila subpulchrella
Lineage: Eukaryota; Metazoa; Arthropoda; Insecta; Diptera; Drosophilidae
Gene: e(y)2b
Product: enhancer of yellow 2b transcription factor
Exons: 3
Coding region: 115-423 (102 amino acids)
Biological process (GO): positive regulation of DNA-templated transcription; poly(A)+ mRNA export from nucleus; regulation of transcription by RNA polymerase II
Cellular component (GO): DUBm complex; SAGA complex; nuclear pore
Molecular function (GO): transcription coactivator activity; chromatin binding
Source: RefSeq, a predicted model, not a curated record
UAGUUCAUCGUCAAAACACUGCGUUGGGUUUCCAAAAAAAUUUCUACGUCUCGCGCUUAAAAUUUGUAAUAAAAUAUAGGAAACAUUGACCUAGUGAAAUAUACCUCUGAAACUAUGCCAAACAGCAAGGAAACAGGAACAGAUGCCGAUCGUGGAGAUGAUGUAAAAUUAACCAGCCGCGAUAGCGUCGCAUUGAAGGACCUGCUGCAGAAGCGGCUGUCGGAGUGCGGUUGGCGCAAGGACAUCGAGGACAUGAUACGCCACACCAUCGAGGAGCGCGGUGUGUCCAACUUGACCCACGAUCAGCUGGCUGCCGAGAUAGUCCCUCAUGCUCGCGCUCUGGUUCCCGACGUCAUUCGAAAGGAGAUGCUGAUGCGCGUGCGCGCUGCCCUGGACUCCUCUUUGCCACCGGAGAAGAACUGACUGCCCAUCCAGAACUCCGAAUCCACCCGAGCAUUUACCAUAGUCACACUGCCUGCAUAUUUAAAUUCUAGCACAUCUGUUUGUGGUUUAUUAUCUCGUAUUUAAGUAGAUAUUUACAUUCUUACGCUAGUUAUGAAUUGCGCCAUUAGUUAAACAAUAUGCAUGUAAUAAAUAAACAACCUAAUUAUAGUUAUAAUA